GUUGAAAGUUCACGGUGUGGGGUUAAUUAGUGGAAGUCCAUUCAUGUUGUCAUUAACCAUCAGCGGCCUAUCAGCGAUGCUACUGUUCCUUCGCCUAUUUGAAUUGAUUUUCAAGUUCAGCACCAGGAGAGGGAGGGACUGAAACAGCUUGCCUGCUCGGAUUGGCUGCCGUCACCGCGUCAAUCAUCAAUCGUUUUUUUUCUCUUUUUUCUUUUUUUUUUACUCCCAGUCCCACAGACACCAGUGUCUCCGGUCCUCCUCAUUGUGAAGCCUCGCGGAAUACUUUUCCUCCUGCUGCGCGUGUUUAAGGAAACCGAAGACGUCGCUGUUUAGUUGGACUUUUCCACGGCAGACGCUUUGCUACACUGUAGCUGAGGAUAUUCACGCGGGGUCUAACACGCAGAGCGAAGAAAAUGACUCAUUUCAAUAAGGGGCCAGCCUACGGAUUGUCUGCAGAAGUGAGAAGCAAAAUUGCUCAGAAAUAUGACCCACUAAAAGAGGAGGAGCUCCGCUUCUGGAUCGAGGAGGUAACAGGAAUGUGCAUCGGUGAGAACUUCCAGCAAGGGUUGAAGGACGGAGUCAUCCUCUGCGAACUGAUUAAUAGGCUGCAGCCUGGCUCAGUAAAGAAAAUCAACCUUUCACAGCUAAACUGGCAUAAGCUGGAAAACCUCGGGAACUUUAUCAAAGCUAUUCUUGCCUAUGGGCUGAAGCCCAGUGACAUCUUUGAGGCAAAUGACCUAUUUGAAAAUGGGAACAUGACUCAAGUCCAGACCACGCUGCUUGCCCUGGCCAGCAUGGCAAAGACCAAAGGUAUGGACACGAAGGUUGACAUCGGGGUGAAAUACGCAGACAAACAAGCUCGACAUUUCGAUGACGAGAAGAUCAAGGCUGGUCAGUGUGUCAUUGGACUGCAGAUGGGAACAAACAAGUGUGCAAGUCAGGCUGGUAUGACAGCCUAUGGGACCAGACGGCAUCUGUACGAUCCAAAGAAUCAGACCGACAAACCCUACGACCAGACCACCAUCAGCCUGCAGAUGGGAACCAACAAAGGAGCCAGCCAGGCGGGCAUGUCAGCCCCCGGGACCCGCAGGGACAUCUUUGACCAGAAGGUGGCGCUGCAGCCAGUGGACAACUCCACCAUCUCCCUCCAGAUGGGCACCAAUAAGGUAGCAUCUCAGAGGGGCAUGACUGUGUACGGUCUGGGUCGACAGGUGUACGACCCCAAAUAUUGCGUCCCUCCAACGGAACCGGUCAUUCACACUAACGGCAGCCAAGGAACCGGAACCAACGGUUCCGAGAUCAGCGACAGUGACUAUCAGGCCGAGUUCCAGGAGGACGAGUACCCUGGAAGUUACCAUAACGACUACAGCUCCCAUUACAACGAUCAGGGCAUUGACUAUUAGUGGAGGGCUCCACCUCCAGUGCAGUAUUAACAAGUGUAUUUUACCAGCUACACAACAGAGCACGUCUUUUGCUAUCCUCAGUAGUCUGUUUUUAUUCUGAAGCAAAAGUUGAAUUAUGCCUUGAGUGCUUUUUCCUUCUUCACCUAGACUCUUUGAUCUGAGCUGCAAAGGUCGUAAGAAGUUGUAGUAGCAUAGAAUGAGAGACAGAGAUUCAGUCAUAAAAAUGUAUUUUUAAGUUUUAAGAACAUUAAUUUUAAUACUCACUUUUUAAAGAUGACCUAAUGAUGGGACAAUGAAGUAGUGAUUUCUUUUCAUGAUCUUUUAUUUGUGGACUCACCCUCGCUGGUCCAUGUGAAAGAAAUUUCACAACUGGUUGAUUUGUACAACCCCUCCCUUCUGUCUGUAAUCAUACAACCAAUCGUAGUUUAAUGCUGGUGUUCUUACACGCAUGUACCAUCAUUUAUUUGCUAUGUAACAUUUAUUUUCUUUAUGUCACCUACAAAUCCUGAUGUUGAACAGUGCACGUAACCAAACCCCAGCUGACACUAUUUUAUUUUCCUCCUAUUGUGUGAUGACCUAUUUUCAUAUUGUUCCCCUUGUUUUCACAAAUUAUAUUUAUUGCGAUGCCUGCCAUUGCAAAUCAAUACACUGUUACAUGGUUCAUAAGGAAACUGGUAUGCUAUAAAUAAAGCCUUACAUCCUUCAUUCUCCAAA
Betta splendens (Siamese fighting fish) is the source of this 2117-nucleotide messenger RNA. It is a transcript of the gene cnn3a, whose product is annotated as calponin 3, acidic a. The transcript is spliced from 7 exons. Bases 414 to 1403 code for a protein of 329 amino acids. Gene Ontology annotation, biological process: actomyosin structure organization. The record is from RefSeq and is a predicted model, not a curated record. NCBI's taxonomy places the organism in Eukaryota, Metazoa, Chordata, Actinopteri, Anabantiformes, Osphronemidae. Gene Ontology annotation, molecular function: actin binding.